AACAACAAUGUAUAAAUAAGGAUCCAGUAAUAUUAAAUACUGAUAUGAUUUAUUACUUUGGUCUAAAAUUAUACACUCUCUUUCUCAGGCGGAUAACAAAUAUUAUUACAAUAAAUUAUAUUUGUAAUAUAUUUUUAUUUUUAUUGUGAACAUUUGCAGUUAUUUAUGCUUAUGCAAAUAAUGUAACUGGAUCAAUAUUAACCGAAAUCCCCAGUUUUGGUUUUAUAACAAGUAAAUGUGUUUAUUACAAUGGUUUUGCGUUCAAAUAGAUUGUACUAUUCUAAUUAUCAAGUGUAGGCGUGUCCUAGUGUGAGACGUGAGUGCGUGUGCUUGUGCUUGUGCGUGUAUUGAACUGUACGCAGUGGUCAAGGCAACAGGUGCAGUGCGGCAAGGAAAUGUCCCAGGACUACCUGUUGUUGUUUUUGUUGUUGUGUUGUUGGAUGUUCGCAUACUGUACAGAACCGUCCAACUUCAACAACGGUUUCGUCACGGACAUCGUCCCAACAGAGACAGUUAUAUUACUUGAGGCUGAAGCAGAAUUGGGAAGUGUGGCUCGAAUUCCCUGUGACCUCACCACUCCUAUCACUAUGGACUCACUCUCUCUCGUCAUAUGGUACAAGGAUGACGGCAAGUCACCUAUUUACAGCAUGGAUGUUAGAGGUCGCAGUCUAGAUCAGGCGACUCACUGGUCUGAGGACCCCAUCUUCAAGAGCCGUCUCCUCUACACCCCUGACUAUCCUGCAUCCUACCUCUCACUGGACGCCGUGUCAGAGGCUGACUCUGGUAUCUACAAGUGCCGUGUCGACUUCAAACACUCGCCUACUAAGAACUACUUUGUCAAUUUAACCGUAUUGGGGCCCCCUGGGCUCAGCAGGUCGUCUAGCGACUGCGCAUCACGCGGCCUCACUCCUAGUUUUCUACUGUCUCACCUGCUCUGGUGGUCAGGGUUCCCUUGGCUCAGCAGGUCGUCUAGCGACUGCGCAUCACGCGGCCUCACUCCUAGUUGUCUACUGUCUCACCCGCUCUGGUGGUCAGGGCCCCCUUGGCUCAGCAGGUCGUCUAGCGACUGCGCAUCACGCGGCCUCACUCCUAGUUUUCUAUUGUCUCACCUGCUCUGGUGGCCAGGGUCCCCUUGGCUCAGCAGGUCGUCUAGCGACUGCGCAUCACGCGGCCUCACUCCUAGUUUUCUACUGUCUCACCCGCUCUGGUGGUUAGGGCCCCCUUGGCUCAGCAGGUCGUCUAGCGACUGCGCAUCACGCGGCCUCACUCCUAGUUUUCUACUGUCUCACCUGCUCUGGUGGUCAGGGUCCCCUUGGCUCAGCAGGUCGUCUAGCGACUGCGCAUCACGCGGCCUCACUCCUAGUUUUCUACUGUCUCACCUGCUCUGGUGGUCAGGGUCCCCUUGGCUCAGCAGGUCGUCUAGCGACUGCGCAUCGCGCGCCCUCAAUCCUAGUUGUCUACUGUCUCACCCGCUCAAGUGGUCAGGGCCCCCUUGGCUCAGCAGACCGGCCGGCACCGAGCUUCUCCUCGCCACUCUGCCGCAUCGACACGACCUGGACCUGGACCAACCCCGUACACGUGGAACCGUGCUCGUGAAUGCCUUCGUGGAGGAAACUGGCCUGCCCGGCACAACAGCUCUCGCUUCUUCUAGUCCAGAGACGCCGUCAAACGUCCCUCGAGAGCGCUCCGCGGCGAUCGCAUCUUCUCCGCUCGAGCCAGUGCCUACUGAGGUUGUUGGAGAUUCGACUGGGACCCUACAGCCAUCUCCAAAUCUCCAGCGCCUCUCAUACGCGGACACCCCCAGCCACGCAGUAAGCUGGUUCAGACUCGACGAGUUAGUAGACGAGGUAGUGGAUGCACAGUUUGACGGACAAGUCAGCAACACCCUGGUACUACUGGCAGUAUCCUGGGAGUUGUACGGGACCACCUUCGAGUGUCGCGCUAUGUCUUGUUGCAGGAUGGCCCAGCCCCGCAGAUGGCCCAGCCCCGCAGUAAGCUGGUUCAGACUCGACGAGUUAGUAGACGACUUAGUGGAUGCACAGUUUGACGGACAAGUCAGCAACACCCUGGUACUACUGGGAGUAUCCAGGGAGUUGUACGGGACCACCUUCGAGUGUCGCGCUAUGUCUUGUUGCAGGAUGGCCCAGCCCCGCAGAUGGCCCAGCCCCGCAGUAAGCUGGUUCAGACUCGACGAGUUAGUAGACGACGUAGUGGAUGCACAGUUUGACGGACAAGUCAGCAACACCCUGGUGCUACUGGGAGUAUCCAGAGAAUUGUACGGUACCACCUUCGAGUGUCGAGCUAUGACCUCAUCUUCCUUCCCUCCACUGCGAGUUUCCGUCACGCUAGAUAUUUAUUUGGCCCCUCUGACAGUGAAGCUGAUGGGCCAGAACCUCCCCCUGAGUGCAGGCAAGGAGUACGAGCUUGCCUGUCAGACCUCGGGCUCCAGGCCACCAGCCACAAUUACUUGGUGGAAGGGAGGGACUCGCUUGUCAGUCCCCACUCGAGUCACUCCCAGUAACGAUGGCAACUCAAGUGUGAGCCGAGUCACCUUCCUGGCAGAUGUGGAGGACCUCGGCUCGUCCUUGUCCUGCCGCGCCUCCAACCCUAACGUGCCGGCUAGCGCUCUCGAGGAUUCUUGGACUCUCAACAUUCAUUAUGUGCCAGUGGUCGGGGUUGAACUAGGCAGCAACAUCAACGCCUCCUAUAUUAGAGAAGGGAUGGAUGUCUACUUCGAGUGCAGCGUCACUGCCAAUCCUCGGGUUCGCAAAGUUAUGUGGAUCCACAAUGGCCGAAUGGUAGCCAACAACGCUACUCUGGGAACGUUCAUCAGCACGAAGACUCUGGUGUUGCAGUCCGUGACCAGGGCGCACUCCGGAACUUACACUUGUGUCGCCACUAACUCCGAGGGUGAUGGGGAAAGUCCACCGUUUCACUUGGACGUCAAAUUUGCACCGCAGUGCCACACAACUCAGCAGCGGGUGUACGGUGCCGCUAGAUUGGAGAAGCUGACGAUCAGCUGCCAAGUGGACGGCAAUCCACCUGUACGAUGGUUCAGGUGGACUUUCAACAACUCUGCGGUCCAGGGCCGCUCGGUGGACAGCUUCGAGUCCGUGCCAUCGGGUGGUUCCAGUGUCGCAUCUUACCGUCCCGAGGCCGAGACCGACUACGGCACCUUGCUGUGUUGGGGACGCAAUGAGAUCGGGUCCCAGGAUGUUCCUUGUGUGUUCCACGUGGUACCAGCCGGAAACCCGGACACGCCAAAUAACUGCUCCCUGGUGUACAAGGAUCACCGCACACUGAGAGUCAGAUGUGCCAAGGGGUUCGAUGGUGGUUUGCCUCAACAGUUUGUAGCGGAGGUUCGAGACAGUGUGGGCUAUCUAGUACGUAAUAUCACAGCUCGCGGUCAAGCCGAGUUCAACGUCACGGAGCUGGAGCCUGGUGUCUCCUAUAACGUCACCGUGUACUCCAGCAACGGGAAGGGGCGUAGUCCAGACACCGUGCAGAUACUGGCAACUACAGAGAAGUAUGAACACACCACUCUCUACCAGCGAGUAUCAGAGGAUACCAUGGGUGACGUGGACCCUCUGCUACUGAUGGGGUUGGGGGCGUUGACCGGACUCGUGCUGAUAGCCGUCGUGUUCUUGCUGACGGUUCGGCUCAGGCGGAGACGUAGACUCGCUGAUCACAAACCCGCAGUCUACGAGAAGUCCGCGUCCAUGCAGACUACUGUCAACCUUCCAUCGGCAUCCGCUGACGACGAUCGCAACCCUGAUGUGGUUCCCCACACAACAGAACUGGAGGAGAUUGAGGUGGGAGUAGAGUUAUCUCCUGCUCCCCCUUGGGAUACUUCUCACGUCGCUGUCCCGUGUCCAGCCACCAUUCCGCUCUACACACAUGUGAUAACGGACGUACCGGUCAGAUGGCAGAAGGGUUGGCCGAGCAGCGAGGCAGUGACUCCUAGUCUGCGAAACGCCGAGACCCAAACACCGGUCGGGGUCCCUAGGCACAAGGAGAGCACCGUCUAGCCCACGGCCGAGAUGCUAGCCAGAUUUCUGAACCCCCUAGUAGUUAGUUUAUUAAGUAAACUACUUACAGUUCUGCACCCAGAAAAUAAGUGCCUUAUACUUCUAAUGGGAAAGAAAAUAAAGAAGAUUUAAAUAGAGUAAAGAUACUAAGUAAAAUCUGUAAUAAUUUAAUAAUAUGUUAGAGUGGGCUACAUGGCCAGAGAUAAACUAUUUUAUAUUUACUGUAUUAUACUGCUAGUGCUGUAUUCUAAAGUAUGGAUGUUUAUAGGUUAUAAUUAUUAAGUUCACUGUGUUAUAAUACUUUGUUAAUCGAGUUUUAAAACAGGAUUUUGUAUUAAUAAUCCACCGACAAAAUAUCAAUAUAAUAAUCUUAUCAACUGUUCAAAUACUUGAAUGACUGGAACUAAUAUCUAUCGUUUUGAAUUUCUUACUUGUACACAGAUUUAAUACUACAUAAAAUAUGAUAAUUUGAGUUAAUUAUAUGCUUGGAAACAGCAUUAAAAUCCAACAUAAGAUUUUUUGUGC
This is a messenger RNA of Homalodisca vitripennis (glassy-winged sharpshooter), 4553 nucleotides long. RefSeq lists its product as uncharacterized. The record is from RefSeq and is a predicted model, not a curated record. The coding region runs from base 396 to 4028 and encodes 1210 amino acids. Lineage: Eukaryota; Metazoa; Arthropoda; Insecta; Hemiptera; Cicadellidae. The transcript is spliced from 20 exons. Gene Ontology annotation, molecular function: protein binding.